Messenger RNA from Acaulospora morrowiae, 2028 nucleotides. NCBI's taxonomy places the organism in Eukaryota, Fungi, Glomeromycota, Glomeromycetes, Diversisporales, Acaulosporaceae. The record is from the annotation of a GenBank genome assembly.
AUGUCUAAACAAGACGAUAGUCAAAGCAAUACCGAUGUUACUGACGAACCGAUUAGCAAUGAUAAAGAUAAAAAAAAUUUGCGAAAACGGAAUACGGCUUCACGUAGAAAACAUAAUUCAGAACCGAGGCGUAAAUACAGCAAUACACCGGAUGCUGUAGAAGAAUUAGUGAAUGAAACAUUUUUUUUGAAACAUGAAGACGAAAGACCCUUCCUUACUAAAAAACGCGUGGUCUUCACUGCUGGACUCGUUUUCGGUCUCAUAAUUGCUUGGGCGAUGGCACCACAGUCGUCGGAUUUGAAAAUUUUUUCCAAUUUCCUCGCAGAAUCUUUUUCAGAUUUAGAUUUUAGUAGCAUGUUACCGGCUAAUGUCCUGUUGGAAGAAUUGUUUGGGAAUAUUACAUUAUUACUAAAGCCAAACAUUUCGAUUUUGGAGGAUACCGAGUUCUUACCUGCAUUAUCUUUAGCCAAAGAAGGAAUUAAAGCGAACUUCCCAGUUGUCUUGAUUCCCGGGAUUGUCUCAACUGGCUUGGAAAGUUGGAGUACGUCUAAUUGCUCACGACCUUAUUUUAGAAGGCGGAUGUGGGGAACCACCACCAUGUUCCGUGCGGUAAUAUUGGACAAGGAAUGCUGGAGUAAUCAUAUGCGACUCGAUCCUGAAACCGGAUUAGACCCACCGGACUUUAAAUUACGGGCUGCUCAAGGGUUGGACGCGGCGGAUUACUUGUUUCCCGGAUACUGGGUGUGGGGUAAGAUGAUACAGAACUUUGCGGCGAUUGGAUAUGAUUGCAACAAUAUGCAUCUUGCCGCCUAUGAUUGGAGACUUUCAUUUUUCAACCUUGAAGUCAGAGAUAAUUAUUUCUCGAAGCUUAAAUCUAACAUAGAAUUGUCGAAGAGAACUGUAGGGAAAAAGAGCAUUCUAGUUGGCCAUUCGAUGGGUUCCUUGGUGACUCUUUAUUUUUUCAAAUGGGUGGAGUCACCAAAUGGAGGUAACGGGGGCGAAAAUUGGGUGAAUGAUCACAUCGAAUCAUUUAUAAAUAUUGGUGGUCCUUUAUUGGGGGUGCCCAAAGCUUUGUCAGCACUGCUUUCGGGUGAAAUGCGUGAUACUGUAGAAUUGGGUGCUUUUGGAGUAUACGUUCUUGAAAAAUUUUUCUCAAAACAUGAAAGAGCCAAUCUAUUUCGUACAUGGGGUGGUCUUUCAUCGAUGUUGCCUAAAGGUGGUGAAUCCUUGUGGGGAAACGAGACUCAUGCUCCCGAUGAUCACGAAGGAUUGUUAGAAUCAUACGGUUCUAUGAUAAAUUUACGUUCACAUAUUGGUAUGGAAAAUAAUAGCGAUAAUGAAAACUCCACAUUACCUAUGGUGCUAAAACACACGAGUAGUUCCGGAGUAGAAUUUUUGAAGAAACACGCAGAUACACUGUUCACUGAGAUGUUGACAAGGAAUUACAGCUUUGGAAUUUACAAAUCGAAAGAAGAAUUCAAUGACCAAUUGGAUCACACAAAAUGGACCAACCCGCUCGAAUCGCAGUUGCCUAAUGCGCCAAACAUGAAGAUAUAUUGUUUGUAUGGAUAUGGCAAAGAAACCGAAAGAAAAUAUUUCUACAAUACCGAAUCAUCAGUCGAACGACCGGAGGGUAGAAAAAGAGAUGAACUAAAAAAUUUCCUAAAACACAUAUUUAUCGAUAGUUCCAUGAACUCAGACAAGGAUCCAUACUUAAAGAGUGGUGUACAUAAUGGAGAAGGAGAUGGUACGGUGCCUUUGUUAUCUUUGGGCUACAUGUGUACGAAAGGAUGGAAAAAUCCACUAUACAAUCCAGCUGGAAUAAAAGUCAUCACUCGAGAAUUUGUGCAUGAAACAGGACCAUCUCUCGAUCUUCGUGGAGGUGGUAAAACAGCGGAUCACGUUGAUAUUCUGGGAAAUUAUGCUCUCACCGGUGACGUUCUAAAAAUCGCUGCAGGAAAUGGUGAUGAACUUGAGGAUAAUAUUUCUUCCAAUAUUUUGGAAUACGUUUCUAAGGUUAAUGUCUAA